AUGGAGGCGAAGGCAGCAGAACUACUGGCGGCCUUCAAAAACCCCAAUCUAUCCGUCGAUUCGAAGAUCGCCUACCUCUCUAGCGUCAAGUCCGAUAUUAAACAGAAAAAUGUUCCCGAGGGCGCGAUUCGCCCCAUUUUCGAAACACUACGGUUGGCCAUCGGCUCUCAACACUACUCUGUUCUCGGGGCGGGGUUUUCCACACUUGGCCAUUUCCUGAAGCGCCUUGCAAUCCAAGAACAGGAGCAAUGGAUUGUUCACCAGGCUCAGAGCUUGUACCCUAUUCUGUUGGAGCGUCUUAAUGACCCGAAAGAACGUAUAAGAGCCCAGGCUGCAUCCAUAUUCACUGAAGUGUGGCCAUUUGCAGGCAACGAAGUCGAAUAUCAUGUUCUGGAAGUUGCGCUGGUUGGGAAAAAUCACCGGGCGAAAGAAACUAGCAUGCUGUGGUUGGCGAAUAUGACCAAGCACCAUGGUUUGUUGUUUCGCCAAUAUGUUCCUUCGCUAGUUUCCUGCUUAGAGGACGCCGACAGCGCAGUCCGAGAUACUGCCAAGUUGGUCGUGAUCGAUUUGUUCCGAACUGGCCCUGCAAGAGCGAAGUCCGACCUACAAAAGCAAAUGGCGACACGCGGUGUGAGGAAAUCUAUCGCGAAUGCUAUCCUCUCAGGAAUUGGCUUAGGGUCCAUUGAACCCGAGACUGCAUCUUCUACGCGCCCAAUCUCUCGGGCUGAACGCUCGAUUUCAGUGAUGUCGUCACGUUCACAUGCUAUGGAACAGACUGAUGAUGAGAGGGAGCCUGUGAAGACACGCCCAGCUUCUAGAGCUAAUCGUGAGAGACCGAUAGCCUCUUCUGCACCUACAGAACAACCAAUUGUCAAUCGACCCCGUACACCCGCCCCGACACCAGCAACCCAGGAACCGUUGCCAGACGAUGAUGGUCUGGAACCGUUCGAUGUUGCCUCGGCAAGGGAUGUCGAUGAUCUUGUGCGCGAGAUGCUGCCCUGGUUCGAGGGAAAAGAAUCUGAGGAGAAUUGGUCAAAGCGUGAAAAGAAUGUGAUUCUUUUCCGCAGGCUGACUCGAGGCAACGCGCCACACGACUUCUCGCAGACCUAUAUCAACGCGGUCAAGACCCUCCUUGACGGCAUUUUAAAGGUUGUCAACUCUCUACGAACCACAAUGUCCAGCAAUGGCAGUCUUUUAAUCCAGGAUAUUGCCCGAACAUGUGGCCCACGAAUCGACCCAAUGGUUGAGAUCAUCAUGCAGAACCUGUUGAAGCUUUGCUCGGCGUUGAAAAAGAUUGCCGCGCAAAACGGAAACGUCACUGUUGAAGUCGUUAUUCGCAAUGUUUCAUUUAGCGCUCGUCUCCUGCAGCACGUCACAUUCGCAACCCAAGAUAAAAAUGUUGCAGUACGGCUGUUUGCGACUGGGUGGCUCAAAGCCUUGAUCAUCCGCCAGGCUCAUCAUAAAAGCGCAGUCGAACAUGGCGGUGGCCUUGAUCUCAUCGAAAAGUCGAUUACGAAAGGACUGGGAGAUGCCAAUCCUGGUGUGCGCGAGGCAACUCGAAGUACCUUCUGGACAUUCUACGGCGUGUGGCCGGAGCGGGCCAAUCUGAUCUCAGAAACCCUCGACCCUAAGUCGCGAACUUUGCUGGAAAAGGAUUCAUCGAACCCCAACCCCCUUCAAAAGAGCCCUGCCAAGAGUCGUUCCGCUUUACAAGAAGCUAUUGCUGCUCGGAAGAAGGCCCAGAUGCCUUCUAGACCCGAGUCGGCUCAGCCAACCUUUGCCGAAGCGAGACCACCUGCUCCUACCUCCAAGUCUACCCGUAGUGUACCCACCGGGGCUCCUCUCUCGUCUCUGUCCUCUGCGCCUAUGAGACCCGCCAUGAAGCCCCGACGUCCAGAACUGAGCCGUCCGGCAACUGCAGACCCGUAUGCUCGCCGCCCUGAGUCACGAGCCCAGUCUAGUAGUACCCAAGCUACCCGACAAGCGACUACUUCUCCCCGGGCUAUGAGAUCUAAGCCAACUACACCUACACCGAAGGCCCCCCUAACAGCGCCUCGCACUCGCCCGCAUGAGUCGGUACAACCUGCUUCAACGAAGGGCAGGCCGAAGAAACUCGAUUUGUCCAAGUCCAAGUCUCACAACGAUCUCGUGGCCGCGAGUCGCGCUCGCACCAUCUGCAAGAUCCCCCGUCAUGGAAAUUACCUCACUCCAGCCGAGGACCGCCAUUCCCCAACAUCUAUCAUGUUGGAAAGUCCCCCGCUUAAUGCAUCACAACCUCUUCUGUACUCAGCACCGCAUGGCCCUCACGCUGGCUCAGUUCCUAUCGAAGAACCGAAAGCAAUGAUAGAAGAACCGGAACAGAUGAGACUGGAGGAAACUGUCGUUGCUGCACCUCCACCUUACAUCCCCGAACCCGAUCUUGCAAUUUCUCCCGCGCCCGUGUCUCCUGCUCGCCAUCAUUCGGAUCUAGCCUUUGGCUCUGGACCCGCAUCUACUAUCAAAACCCAACCUGAGUCAAUGGUGAUAUACGAAGACCCUACCACCCCCACCGCAGACAAACAUGAUAUACCUCCCUACGCUACCUCGGUGGGAUACUUCUCCCCUUCAAAAUUGUCUCCUAGUCGUCCUGAUCAACCUGAACUCGGCGAAGCAGAAGUCCACCCUAUCUCCGAAGAUACUCCAGCCUCGAUGGUCGCUUCCGCUAGGAAACCUACUCCUGAUUUGGCCCCUAGACGGGAAUCCGGUAUGAACUUUGAAGUUCGAACACCAUCUCCAACACGCCGGGCACCGCUUCAACCAAGCCCAUCGCCAACAAGGGGCCGUGUCCAACCAGCGGCUUCUAAUAUUAUGGAUAUUGAGACAGUGCUUCCCCAAGACCCCAACGUGGGAACUAACGGGAGCGAUGACAACAAUGAGAAUGCAACUCCUCGCAUCACCAAGGCUGUCGACUUGCCCGCGGUCCCGCGGUCUGCAGCUAAGCCGAGCGCCCUCGAAGAAGUGACCGCAAACGAACCUGCUCUGCGCUCGCCAGAAGUGAGACAAAAACUGAUUGAAUCAUUGUCUCAAUCAACACUCUCCCAGUCGACUUUGUCCCAAUCAACAAUGUCUGACGAGUCCACAAGACGUACUCGAAAGUGGGUUGAUCGUCACCGCAGCCCUAGCCCACGUUCGAAAGACCCGGUUAAUGCCAAGGAGAUGAUUCGCAAAGGCCUCGCCCGUAUUCUCUCCAGAACCAUGGAGCCCUCCGGAUAUCGAAAGCUGCAGGGACUCAUCCAAUACCACGGCGAUGAGAUUGUGCCCCAAAGCCAGGACUACAAUGCGUUGCUGGAAUCUCUAUUUGCAGAACUGGAAGCGACGCCUUCCAACCGCAAGGAUCAUGACGUGAAGACCCAGGUUUUGGCCACUAUCCGUUCCAUGCUCCUCCGGACCCGCGAGCACUUCCAUCCAUAUGAUACCCGCGCCAUGGCAGCUAUCAUUCGAGCCCGUCGCCACUACGAGUCCACUUCCCACUUCGUCACUUGCCUGGAAGAAGUGGCCGACAAACUGGUAUUCUUGACCUUGCCGCAGACCGCGAUUGUCGGUGUUCUGCAGGGACUGGAUCUCGGAGCGGACGCUGAAAAUGAUGAGACAUACAGGUCCACCAUCAUGGGUCUGAGUACUAUCCAACAAUCGCUAUCGCGUCCCGGUAUCGAGAUCGACGAUGAGCUUCUGGCUCGCAUCGGUGCUGUCGUGAUGCAGCAGCUCGGACACCCACGCCCAGGUGUCAGGAAGAAUGCUACUGAGCUUUGCACAUUCCUGAAUAUCACCUUCGGAUCCGAGAGAGUGCAAAAAGUGACACAGCCUCCUCGUGAAGGAUCCCUCAACCUUCUUACCUACUUCAUGGCCCGACGGACUCAGUAA
Messenger RNA from Penicillium coprophilum, 3900 nucleotides. RefSeq lists its product as uncharacterized. Gene Ontology annotation, biological process: astral microtubule depolymerization; mitotic spindle assembly. Bases 1 to 3900 code for a protein of 1299 amino acids. Gene Ontology annotation, cellular component: mitotic spindle; microtubule organizing center; cytoplasmic microtubule. Lineage: Eukaryota; Fungi; Ascomycota; Eurotiomycetes; Eurotiales; Aspergillaceae. The transcript has 6 exons. The record is from RefSeq and is a predicted model, not a curated record. Gene Ontology annotation, molecular function: microtubule binding.